Molecule: messenger RNA, 603 nt
Organism: Nicotiana tabacum (common tobacco)
Lineage: Eukaryota; Viridiplantae; Streptophyta; Magnoliopsida; Solanales; Solanaceae
Source: RefSeq, a predicted model, not a curated record
AUGACGUCCACACAUGAUUAUUGGGGAAACCGAUGUUCCCCAAGGACCCAUGUUCAAACAGAUGAGAACUUCCACCACGGAAGAAGGACCGACCCAAACUGCAACCUCGAAGACACCCUCAUAUUCAGCGAGGAGGACCUCGAGGCCAUGAUAGAACUACACAACGACGCACUGGUGAUCUCGUUUCUUUUAAAUAAUACUAGGAUAAAGCGCGUGCUUGUGGAUCCAAGCAGCUCGGCCAACAUAAUUAGAUCAGAGGUAGUAGAACAACUGGAGAUGCUCAAUCGAGUUGCCCCCAUCCCUCGAGUCCUCCACGACUUCAACAUGACCGGGGAAGUAACAAAAGGAGAGAUCAACCUCCUGAUCCACACGUCCGGCGUGAUUCAGAACACCAAGUUCCAAGUCUUCAACGGCGACAUGAGAUACAAUGCAUUACUCGGCAGGCCUUGGAUACACAGUAUGAGGGAAGUACCGUCAACAUUACAUCAGGUGAUAAAGUUCUCCCAUGAAGGACGGAAUCACGACCAUAAUGGAGAACAACAAGCAGUGAAAGAAAUUUUUGCAGUCCACAAUAAGGUGCCGAACCCACGUGCCCGAUCUUAG